AUGGCACAGGGACAUGUUGUUCAGGGGCAGCUUGCUGGCGGGGAUGAGCUCCUCGGCCUGUCUAGCGCCCAGCGUCAUCGAUUCCAUCAGUACGAGAAGAUCGUGCGAUUCUCAGACACGAUCCUAUCUGGUAAACACCCAAGCAUCAAGCCUCCGGCUAAUCUGAUUGCAACUGCGCAAUCCUCCAUCCACCCAAUAGAUGUCACCAUCGAAAAUGGUGCUUCCAACUAUCAACCAGACAAGUCGCAGUACUCUGUCGCGAAAGCCCAGCUGCCGGGCGCGUCGAGCUCUGGUCUGCCUGCCAUACCCCCUAGCACAACCAAAGUCAGCAAACCUUACGGGUCUGGGACUGUUGAGAUCAAUCCCAUUUUCCUAGAAAAGUCGGACGAUCUUGUCAAGGCAGAGUUUCAAUUGCAGCGGCAGAGACUGGAGCGUACUUUGAGGGACGAGGUUGAGCAACGGCGGGCGGCAGUUAAGAAUGCUGCUCAGGGAGAGCCUAUUCCCGACUUCGACCUUAAUGACGUGUUGACGAAGGCUCUGAAACUCGUCGAAGCCACUGCCGGGCCUGCUCCUGAUGAUGACAAUCCCGCUACUACUAACCUCGAGACUGCAAGUGAUUCUUUUGACGACAACACCUUCUACUCGUCCCAGCACAACACCCCAUCCUCGGUUCUUACGUCCCGCGUCCGCAACGAGUCCGAAGAGGCACGAGGCCUGGAUACUAUCGAGUCGCAGUCGACGAGCAACGCCCACAAUGCCGCUAUUUCGCGAAUACAUCCCAUUGAUGUUGAUCUGGAGACGAGCGAGCCGAGCGCGACACGGCCGCGUCAUGCCUACGCCAACCCAUCUACCAACACUGGUGCCUCAAGCAUAAACAAUACGUCACAAGUUGGGCGAGUCCCAGGCUUAACAUCGUUUGCCGAGGACAGGAUUGUUUCAGCCCAGGACACAGGUGCUGGGCCAAGCCAUUCUGAAGACUCGAGCAACGCGGAGAUCGACCGGCAUAGGGGCAGCAAUAGAUCCAAUCCCCGCCGACAGCCCCGUGAACAUUACAUUGACAGCCGCCCCCCUUCUCCUCUCAUGAGAGCACAUGAGCGGUCUGCUCAAGCAUCACCAUUAACAGCAGCUAGACGGGCGCCCAUGGCCGCUGAAGCAACCUCAAACUCGUCCAGAGGUACACCCGCACAAGUUGCUGCUCUUAGAAACGAGCCCAUCACUGUGACCAGUCCAGAAAGCUCACCCCAAGGCGGAGGGGCAUCUGAAAAGAAGAAGGGAAAGAAGAAGAAGCGGAAGGCAGACAGGCAAGCGCCCGAGGCCGAGCCAACUCCAUAUAUCAAGCCAGAGCCACGAUCCCCAUCUCCCAUGAGUGCUCCCUCUUACAUCCGCCCCAACAAACGCCAAAGGUACACACAGCAUCAGCCAGAGGAUCUCAGCUACGAAGAUGUCAGAUAUGAACGCCAGACUGGCGAUUACCCCCCAGAACCCCUCUCGAGCCGUCCAGGUACAGAUGACCGAAUACCGAUAGGGUAUGACAGACCGAGCCUCUCUACCCGACGUGCGGUAAGCACUGCGGUUCCUGGCAGCGCUGUUUAUAGGAGGGAAUACACCGAUGAUCGCUACGCACCCGGCGGCCCGUAUUCUGUGGAGCAGCCUCCGCUCGUUUCAGCUCACCAUCCAGGAGAACCGUCAGUGGGGAGAGCGAGCUCACAGGUUCGGCCAAGCGAGGGCCAUCAACGUCCAUCAUGGCCAUAUCACGGGUCCUAUGAGGCAUCAUCAGCAUCGACCAGGCCAGAUGGGGAUGUCUUUAUGGCUCCUCCAAGGCCGCCACCGACUCGGAUUAUUGUAGAUGCCUUUGGGCGUGAGUAUAUUGAACCACCACGACCAACGGUAAUCCGGCACUCAGUCGCCCCUCCCGCUCGAUCCGGUGAACCCGAGAUCAUUUACGAGCGAGCCGCGCCUCGGGCAUUGCCCAAACAGACGGGCAUGGAGACAUACGAAGAAGGAGGAACUGUCUACAGGCGACCUUCGCCGACGUAUAUACCCAGGCGAGUUGUCACACAACCAGAAUACAUCUCGCAGGAUUACAGGGACCAUCGGCCACGUGAGUAUCCCGCACGGCCGAUGGCACAUCCAGGGGAACCUGUGGAGUUGAUGGCACCGCCAGGCAGGCGGCGUGUGGAGGAAGGCCCAAGAGACUACAUAACGAGGGCGGCCAGCGUGCGACCAGCAGAACCCGUGUGGUAUGAGGUUGCCCGGGAUUACGGACGGGUGCAGAGCGUACGCCCCGAGGGAGCCGUACGUCAAUAUGCAACCAGUGUUCACCCGGAGAGUCGCCGUGAGGCUGCGCAGCCUUAUGCACGAGAAUAUGGUACCUUGCCGGUGGAGCAAGGGGCAGUAAGACGCGAGUACAGCGCGCGGCCGCCCUUAGAGCGGUACUACAACCAGCCGAUGAGAGGAGGGGAGGACAUUGCCUUUAUUGAACAACCCAGAGGGGCAGCACAAGAAAUCGUGUAUGCAGAUGAUGGGAGGAGGGAAGUCUACCGUUGA
Messenger RNA from Fusarium vanettenii 77-13-4, 2547 nucleotides. RefSeq lists its product as uncharacterized. Bases 1 to 2547 code for a protein of 848 amino acids. NCBI's taxonomy places the organism in Eukaryota, Fungi, Ascomycota, Sordariomycetes, Hypocreales, Nectriaceae. The transcript has a single exon. The record is from RefSeq and is a predicted model, not a curated record.